This is a messenger RNA of Fusarium pseudograminearum CS3096, 900 nucleotides long. RefSeq lists its product as uncharacterized. The coding region runs from base 1 to 900 and encodes 299 amino acids. NCBI's taxonomy places the organism in Eukaryota, Fungi, Ascomycota, Sordariomycetes, Hypocreales, Nectriaceae. The transcript has a single exon. The record is from RefSeq and is a predicted model, not a curated record.
AUGGCAGACUCGCAAACUUCACGCACUUCGGCGAGCCACGAAACAAGGCAGACACUCUCAGAGCGAAACACACGACGCCUCGAAUUGGCCAAGCAGAUGGGAAAGACAGUUGACGACUUGAUCUGGGACCCAAACGAGAUGGCGUUCACGUGGGACGACAUGCAGUCGGAGACGACAACGACUCUCGCGAAUGGGGAACCCACCAACACCAUGGAUGCUGCUAUGGUAGAACACAACGAUGUCAUGACAAUCAUUGCCGCCUACUCCAAGCGCGAUUUACUUCAACCUGGCCUGCCCCCAUAUAUCCCAUCCACCAUCGCCACGAUCCCACCCAAAGACGCCUCGCGCUUCCUUGCGCUCAUGAACGGAGAGCACAUCCUGGCUAAGGACUGGGCUCCCAUUCGAAAUGCACUACAGGCCAGACAUCCCCUCAAGCAAGACAUCAUUGUGCGCACUCAAACCAUGUUCACCGUGAUUAUGAGCGAGAUUAUCGAUACUGGGAUCCCAUUCUGGGUAUCGGAUCCCUCAGCUGACACCCCGAACUACGGCGCCAUGUACUCUGUAGCACGGCAUGCUGCACGAAUGUUGGGAAUCUUUGACGAGACCGACAUGCGCGAUGCACUUACAUGCUGGAAUCAACUCCGAUACCAGGUACCUGACGAGGAAGCUGGAAUCUGGCAUGCAAUCAAUGGGGCUUCCUGGGCAUUGUCGGACGUCAAGGAGAAAUAUUGGCCGUUCUUAAUGUGGAAUUUGAGAGACGUCUACAUGUCGAAAGCCAUUUUGUAUCAGGUCUCCCUUUUUGUCAAGCUCGUUGAUUAUCUGGGCUCCUACCCAGAGGACUGGCCUGAAGGACUCAAGGAUCCCUUGGAGACUGCGCGGUCGCAUGACCCAACUCUAUGA